AUGACAUCAGAAGCGCGGCUCCGGAUUGACGACCCAUUGCGCUGGGUUCCACCUUUCGAAGCCCGACCUUCAAUACUCCGACCAAUUCAUGCUCCGACUCGACGCUCCGUUGCUUUGGACUCGCGACAAACGCUGACGCCCCCGCACACGUUCCGUGGGAUCCUAUCGUCCAAUCGCAUCUCCGUUUGCUUCUCCGCCUUUGCCGCCGUGCAGCUUUGCUUCGAAGGAAUCUGCCGCGCAGCUUGGCUCACAUCAUUGUCGGAGUGUUCUGAAAGGAUCCUGACAUCGCAUUUGAGAUUCCGACAGACACUAAAUCGACACAGCCAAGACGGUGCCGGGCUUUGCAGAUACGACAUCCCUCCCCACAUCCUCAACAUGCUCGCGAAGAUGCAGAACCUCUCUUCCCGAUUCUCCGACUCGACCAUCGCUUCGGCCAGUUCGAGCUUCAGCAAAGUCUCUUCCGCCAGCAGUGUAUCCUCUGUCGAGAGUCUGCACCUUCCAUCGUCCCCCGCCAUCCCCAAACCUCCCCCUCGCACAUCUUCCAUCACUGUCGCCAGCACGAAGACCUACAGAGACCGUCGCGAGCGGAAGAAGCCAGAGCCUCUGCGUCUGGCUACGUCUCGCACCUCGAGACGCUGCCUUUCGAGCGACGACGACGAAUGCUAUUUCACAUGCAAGGAGAGCCAACGCGAUUCGUAUCAAACAAGAUGCUUCUGCGGCUCGCCAGUCCGUCCUCACACCAGCGCGUCUACUUCGACUUGUGCGGAGAUCUACUGCUCGACAGAGUGUGCUCGUCGAGAUGCACUGUAUGCGCUCGAAGGAAGGUCGCCGAGCUCCUGCCCUUCGUCUGCACCCCAUUCGGAUGUCGAUGAAGACCAGGAUGACUUCCCCGUGACACCUACGAACGUCUUUGCCCCUAGCCCGCCGAGAACGCCUGCUGCCAAGGCUCGCUCGCUGGAGCGUUCCAUGGAUGCAUCCCUGACAAGAAAGCUCACCGGAAUCGGAGCAAGUCAUUACCGCAGAAUGGAGGCGAUGGGACUGUACGACGCCGACGUCACGCCGACUCGUCCUUCUCGAUCAAGCCUCCUUCUGGACCCAAUCGAUCUUACAGUCGCUCAUUCGCCAUCAAGCAAAUCGUCGCGACUGCCAUCGUCGCUGAUCGAGAACAAAGAGGUCGAAGAGUUCGACUUCGACCCUAGAAAGACCCUCUUCUUCCAAGUACCGUUCUACAUGGGCUCUCCCAUCGAGCCCUGA
Messenger RNA from Pseudozyma hubeiensis SY62, 1254 nucleotides. Its product is annotated as short-chain dehydrogenase/reductase. The transcript is spliced from 3 exons. The record is from RefSeq and is a predicted model, not a curated record. NCBI's taxonomy places the organism in Eukaryota, Fungi, Basidiomycota, Ustilaginomycetes, Ustilaginales, Ustilaginaceae. The coding region runs from base 1 to 1254 and encodes 417 amino acids.